AUGAGUACGAUGACGACUGCAACAUCAAAUCCAUUCAUAAAAGCUAAAUCAUCAUCAACUGUAACUUCCAUAAAUAAUGAACAUUUUAUUGAUGAAAGAUAUCCCAAAACAUGUUUUGAACAAAUACCACCAGUCAUAUUAGAAUAUCCACCAUCUCAACAAAAUAAUCAACCAUCACGUUCACGUCAUAGUCUUCGUUUUCGAACUCAACCUGUUACAUUAACAGAAAUCUAUGAAACUGAUGAAGAGAAUCAAAUGGAAAAUGAUGAUAAUCAACAACAAUCCAAUAUAAAAAUAUUCAAUGAUUAUGAUCGAUUAGAUCAUUUAACAUUAGCUGAAAAUAUUCGACGACAAACAAGAAAAAAAGUACCAUUAAAAAAUUUUCUUGAACGACAACGACUUAAAACAACACGAGAAGAACUUUGUGAAACAGAUGGUAAUUAA
Messenger RNA from Adineta steineri, 444 nucleotides. NCBI's taxonomy places the organism in Eukaryota, Metazoa, Rotifera, Eurotatoria, Adinetida, Adinetidae. The record is from the annotation of a GenBank genome assembly.